AUGUCAGUCCUUGAUCCUAACCUGCAUAUGCGGCUAGAGGAUGGGUGCAUCAGAAUAACCCUCUCUGCUCGUGCUCGCUCGGAGCUGGCAUGGUCACUACCUCAAGGGUUCGGCAAGGGUCCUGGGGUCUCGCCACUUCAUUUGCUCCUUCUCGACAAGGCAGAUUCAUGUGGCAUCAUCAUGGCAGCCUUUCCGUCACUUCCGUACUGCCGCGGUACUACCAAUCUCACUCAUCAGGGAACUAUAUACCACUUCCAUCGGCUUCCAGAGCAACAAGCAAUAUACAGAUGUAACGUGAGACUUGUUCAUUCGGCCAUAAUAGCACCUACUGUCGGUAUACCUGUAUCGUGCGUCCCGCUCAGCCAACCAGUCUACCUCGUCGCGCGGGGAUACCAAUCAUUGCACACAGCCCAAGCCGGUUCUUCGGUGACCCACCACGAGCUCGUGCCCGCCAAUGCGAACAAAGCCGCAGCAUCAUCACAAGCUUGCCCACUCACUGUUCAAGCCCGCCAGUGA
This is a messenger RNA of Parastagonospora nodorum SN15, 516 nucleotides long. RefSeq lists its product as hypothetical. Lineage: Eukaryota; Fungi; Ascomycota; Dothideomycetes; Pleosporales; Phaeosphaeriaceae. Bases 1 to 516 code for a protein of 171 amino acids. The record is from RefSeq and is a predicted model, not a curated record. The transcript is spliced from 2 exons.